This is a messenger RNA of Sceloporus undulatus (fence lizard), 2433 nucleotides long. It is a transcript of the gene CD74, whose product is annotated as CD74 molecule. Gene Ontology annotation, molecular function: MHC class II protein binding; cytokine receptor activity; macrophage migration inhibitory factor binding. Bases 13 to 924 code for a protein of 303 amino acids. The transcript has 10 exons. Gene Ontology annotation, biological process: intracellular protein transport; positive regulation of macrophage cytokine production; positive regulation of cytokine-mediated signaling pathway. Lineage: Eukaryota; Metazoa; Chordata; Lepidosauria; Squamata; Phrynosomatidae. Gene Ontology annotation, cellular component: membrane; cytoplasm; cell surface. The record is from RefSeq and is a predicted model, not a curated record.
UUUGCACCUAGAAUGAUGGAUCCACAACAGAAGCUUCUGAAGAAGAGUUUAGAGUCAGAGAUCCCCUUGGAAAAAGCCUUUCCAGUCAGCUUCCAACCACAGCAGCAGAAGUCAGCUCCUGAGAAGACCAGCACCAUGGAGGAUGACCAGAACAACCUUCUCCCUAACCCACCAGCUGAUGUGGUGGGACAGCCAGCAAGGAGCUCUUGCAGCCGUAGAACCAUCUACACGACCUUAUCCAUCCUGGUAGCCCUGCUUAUUGCUGGCCAGGCACUCACUGUCUUCUUUGUGUAUCAUCACAAUGAACGGAUUACUAAACUGGCCAAGGACACUGCGGAACUGAAGCUAGGAUCGCUGACUCAAAAACUUUCUCAGAACUCCAAGCCAGCUAACAGGAUGAAGAUGUCAAUGGUCAACAUGAUGCCACUUGUCAUGAGGGAUGAUGAGUCUUUGGCAUAUGAAGCCAAGCUGACCAACAGCACUGAAGACCAGGUCAAACGUGUCCUACUGCGGGAAAACCCUUUGAGAAAAUUCCCUGAGCUGAACAACAACUUCUUGGAAAAUAUUGGUCAGCUGAGGAAACGCAUGGAUUACGAGGACUGGAAGGCCUUUGAAACCUGGAUGCACAAGUGGCUCCUCUUCCAAAUGGCUCAAAAUCAGAUCCCAGAAGAAAAAGUGAAAACCAAGUGCCAGCAAGAAGAGUGUACUAAAGGUAUCCAUCUGGGAAGAUUCUGUGCCCAGUGUGAUGAAAACGGCAACUAUUUGCCUAAACAGUGCCAUCAUAGCACUGGGUUUUGCUGGUGUGUCUACAAAAAUGGCACAGAGAUUGAGGGCACUAAAGGCCGUGGACCCCUGGAAUGCACUGAAAAGGGGAAAAUGCUGGAUCUUGAGAAUGUCACCUCUUCAGGCCUGGAGCUUGCCUAGUUAAACUUACAAGAAAAUGCAAACAAAGAAGGCAGCAUCAACUAUAUCAGGUCAAGAAGUCCAGCUUAUCAUCUCCAGCAUGCUCUAGUUUCUGCCAUCCUUCUGUAUCGAUUUUCUAAAUUAGGUUAGCAGCAACCAUUAUUAAAUUCUGAGGAUUAAGCAUUAUUCUUAAUGGAAGGGUGAAUAAGUAGGUUGAUAAAGAUAGCCUGUAGAGCUCAGCCCUAUUUUUUUUUCCAGAAAUGGGAACACUUAACAUGAACAUGGCUUCAAUAAGAAACAUUUCUGAAUGGGAAAGCUUGAUGUUUCCCUUAAUAUUGAGUAUAAGAAAAGAGAAUUGCUUAUUUUGACCAAAUAAAGCCUGUGGUGAUUUUCUGGCUAAUCAGGCAACAUGAAUAGGAAGCUCAGUGCAGGGUUUUGAAAGACAAUGGGAUAAAUGUCAGAGUCUGGCUUUUCCGUAAAUACAAGAUGAUGUGUAUAGCUUUCCAAAACAUAUUCUUUAAAAUGACUAUUUCUUUAUGAUGGAUUCCCCUUGCCUAGAUUUUCCCCAUAAGGCUUCUACUGAAUGCAUAGAAAUUCUACAAGCAUCACAAUAGGUCACAGAUUUCUAUGGAACAUUGUGCAUAUUUAUAUUUUUGCAUAUUUGCUAUUUGUGUAUGGCCCUCUAAACUUUUUUGGCCUACAACUCCCAUGAGAUCCAGGCAAUGGUGAGGAAUCUGAGAGUUGUAGUGCAAAACUUCUGGAAGGCCAUGCUUGACCUUGAUGGAAGAGAAUAUCUUCUGGAGCAUGGGUGGGUGUCAUGUGGCCAGACAUUGAACUGCAACUCCCAGCUACUGUAACCAAAGGUGAGGAAUUUGGGGAGCUGCAAUUCAACAACAUCUGAAGAGCCAUACAUUUCCUCUCUUGCUUUACUCAGAUGUUUAAAAUAUGGCACUGAAAGUCACUGUACCUUAUGAAGCUGUGUAUCUCUAACCAUAUUAGCUUAGCCCACCACCUGCUUUAGUGGCAAUUCUUAUAUAAAAUGAGAACAAAGGAGGAAACAAGGAAUCCAGCAUCACUUUGAGACUAACUGGUUUAUUUCAGAAUGAACUUUUGUGUAUAUUAAACCACCUCUUCAGAUGUAUGUCUGUUAGUCAAUAAAAGCUCAUGCUGGAAUGAACCUUUUAGACUCAAAGAUGCUGCUGGAUUCUUUCAUUCCCUCCACCUCUUUCCCUUAUGGAUAAUGGAGUUAUCAGUGGGGCAAUAGAGAUAUUCAUCAAGGCAACAGGCUUCUUUUUUCUCACUCAAAGCAGUAGUGUUUUUUUCAAUGACAUUAGCAAGUAAAGUGCUGAGUUUUUGUUUUUUUAGAAGUAAAGACUUAGAACUGGCAGACUUUUUGAUACUCAUCUUCCAAAUGCUACUCUGUGAGAUAUGUACUAAUAUAUUUUGAAUGUAUGAUCACUGUUAACAAACUUGCCAAGAUGAUGAUUUUAAUUAUAAGCUUUUGCAAAAUAAAAAUAACCCACUAAUUAA